Messenger RNA from Plasmodium relictum, 2277 nucleotides. RefSeq lists its product as hypothetical. NCBI's taxonomy places the organism in Eukaryota, Apicomplexa, Aconoidasida, Haemosporida, Plasmodiidae. The record is from RefSeq and is a predicted model, not a curated record. The transcript has a single exon. Bases 1 to 2277 code for a protein of 758 amino acids.
AUGCUGUUUUUAAUAGUUAUUUAUAUUUUUUUUUGUCUAUUAAUUUGGCAUCAAUUACGCAUUACUUAUAGAUAUAAAAAAAAAUGUAUAAAUGAUAUAGAAAGUAUUAACAGCAGGUUUUUCUUAUUUUUAUUUCUUAUUUUGUCUAAUUUUUUUCGUUUAAUAUUCUUUUUGUAUAUUUAUUUUUUUUAUUAUUAUGAUUACGUUCUUAUAAUUGAUUUAGACAAGCCCACGUUUGAUAAUUUUAAAAUAACUGAUUUUUACUCUAGAAUUGAUUUGAAUAACAACGAUAUUGUAAAUAAUUCAUUUAUAAAUAAUAUUCAUAAGAAUAAUAGUUUGUUAAAAUUUCUCAAAAAAGAGAAUGAUAUUAAUAUUGAAAAGGUGGAAAAAGAAAAACUUAAUUUAUUAAGUGAUGUUGGAAAGGAGAAAAAAGAAAUAUUCAACCUAGUUCUUAAUGAAAAACAAAAAAUGAACAAUAGUGAUAAAUCAUAUAAAAAAAAUAAUAAUUAUAACUUGCUACGGAAAAUUCCAAAUAUUCAAAUUAAUGAUUUCAACCAAGCAUUAGAUGAAAAUGAAAUUGAUCAAAUGGUUGGAAUUUACAUUAAUGAUAUGUAUAAUAAAAAUGUCUUCAAAGAAAAGCCUAACUUAGGAAAUGAAUACGUUUUAUUUAAAAAUAAAGAUAUAAAUAAAGAUGAAACAAAAAAGGAAAAAUUAUAUAUAAAAAACAUUUCAACUGAUACGUCAAAAAAGAAGGAAAACAAUUUAAAUGAAACUAGUUAUAAUCAGCCUUUGGAAAAUGAAAGUUUUCAAUAUAAUAAUUCUUUUGUAGAAAAUAAAAAUAUGAAAAAUAGUUUUCUUAAAUAUCCUAAUUCUAGAAAAAUGGGAAAAUUAACUAUAAAUACAUUUAAAGUGAGUGGAGAAAAAAAAAAUGACAAAAUAAUAAAUAGUGAAAGUAGUACUUUAAAUGAUUUAAAAACGAACGAAGAUAAUGCAACUAAUGAAGCUUUGAACAAAAAAUACUAUAUCAUGAACAUAAAUAAAAAUGAGAAUUAUCCAGAAAAGAAUAAAGUAGAAGACUUCUCAGAAUAUGUCCACUCUACUGAAAAAAGUGAUAUCUAUGUGAAUGAUAAUAUUACAAAAGAAAAUAAUAAUAAAAUACUAAACAAUGAAGAAAAUAAUGACAUUAAGAAGUUAAAAAAUAAAGUAAGUGAUAAUAUCAAGGAAUUAAAAGAGGAAAAUACUAAUAAAAAUAUUACUUCAGCUUAUUCUAUUAAUUUAACUGAAGAAAAUGAAAAUAAUAAAAGUAAAUAUGAAAAUCAUAUAUUAACAAAUACAAAAAAAAAAAAUAGGGCAUAUCCAGAUAAAAAUGAAUUAUUAAUAAGAAUUUAUAAAAGUAAUGAAAAAAAUUUACUAUUAUGGAUUUAUUUAUUUUUGAAUUUUUUACCUAGUUUAUUUUAUGUAAGCGCUUAUUCAAUAAUAUUGUCUUUAAUUAUUAAAGUAUAUUACAUUUUUGUUUUAAAAAGUAGUACAGUAUUUAAGCAAGCCUUAUUUUAUGGAAAUGUACUUUUAUAUUUUUUGUUUAUUAGUAUAACAUGUUUCACUUUUGUUACUUCGAUAUAUCUAUAUAAAGCAUAUGUCUUGAUUUUAUUAACAAUUUAUUAUAUAAUACUAGCUAUUUUAUUAUGUUAUUUUGGUAAUAAAUUGUUAAUACAUUUAAAUUUAAGAAAUAAAUAUUAUGGCAUUAAAGAAAUUGAUACAUAUAUUAUUCCUUUACGGCACAAGAAAGAUAAUCUGAAAAAAUCUAGAAAAUAUAAGUUAAAAACAACAAAUAGUAUAAAAAAUUAUUUUUAUAAAAUUCGAGAUAAACUAUUUAAUAGAAGAAUUCACACAAAUACUAGAAAGGAUUUAAAAUUAAACAUUUUUAUUUUAGUAUCUUUUAUUUCAUUUAUACUUGUAUUAAAUGGUUUUUUUAACGUUUACAUGGCUUAUCGUAUUAUUAGAACAUACAUGAAUUAUAAUUACAUAAAAAAAAUUCAUAUUUAUUUAUAUAUUUAUCUUAUAAGUGAAUUUAUUCCUAAUAUAUGUAUAUUUUUAACUUACUGGACAAAGAAAAUUGAUAAUAAGUCAUAUUUUUCUAACAAUAAUGUAAAUUUGCUUUGCCAUUUAAAUAAUACAAUAAAUAAAAAUAUAACAGUUUAUGAAAAGAAUUAUAACAAAAAUAUAAAACAUCUGUAUAAUGAUAAUAAUAAUACUGAUGUUUACGAAGAAUUUUACUAA